This is a messenger RNA of Selaginella moellendorffii, 2201 nucleotides long. RefSeq names its product glutamine-dependent NAD(+) synthetase. The transcript is spliced from 13 exons. The record is from RefSeq and is a predicted model, not a curated record. Gene Ontology annotation, cellular component: cytoplasm. Bases 26 to 2125 code for a protein of 699 amino acids. Gene Ontology annotation, biological process: NAD+ biosynthetic process. Gene Ontology annotation, molecular function: NAD+ synthase (glutamine-hydrolyzing) activity; ATP binding; glutaminase activity. NCBI's taxonomy places the organism in Eukaryota, Viridiplantae, Streptophyta, Lycopodiopsida, Selaginellales, Selaginellaceae.
GUUUAAAUUUUAGGGCUCUUGAGCAAUGAGGCUCGUCAAUCUUGCAGUGUCUAGCUUGAAUCAAUGGGCGAUGAGCUUCGAUCACAACCUGAGCAACACCAAGCAGUCCAUCGCCAUCGCUAGGGAGAGCGGCGCCGCCUUCCGCGUCGGCCCCGAGCUGGAGCUCACUGGAUAUGGUUGCGAGGAUCACUUCCUGGAGCGAGAGACCUGCAUUACCGCGUGGGAGUGCCUGGCGGAGAUCCUUUCCUCCGGCCUCACGGAUGGGAUCGUGUGUGAUAUCGGCCUUCCCGUGCUACACGAAGGGGUGCUUUACAAUUGCCGGGUGUUUUGCCUCAAUGGGGAGAUUCUUCUCGUUCGUCCAAAGAAGUUCAUGGCCAACGAUGGAAACUAUCGUGAGCUGCGAUGGUUCUCGUCGUGGAAGCGGCACAAGGUGGUGACAUCUUUGAAUCUCCCCGAGUGUGUGCAAGCCAUUAAGUCGCAAAGAACAGCACCAUUUGGAGACGCAUACCUCUCGUUCCAGGACACGGAUCUUGCGUCCGAAUGCUGCGAGGAGCUCUUCACUCCCAAGCAAGCCAGCAGCGGCCUGGCACUCCAUGGCGUGCAAAUUAUUUCCAAUGGAAGUGGCAGCCACCACCAGCUUCGAAAGCAGCGUACAAGGCUCCGGCUCAUGAAAAACGUAACCGAGAGAUGUGGUGGUGUCUACUUGUACGCAAACCAGCAAGGCUGCGAUGGCGGGCGGCUUUACUAUGAUGGAUGUGCCAGCGUUGUGAUGAACGGAGAAGUGAUCCUCCAAGGACGCCAGUUCUCGCUGCGUGAUGUUGAUGUGUGCACAGUGUGCCUUGAUCUAGACGAGGUCGUCAACUUCAGGGCCUCUAAAAGCAGCUUCCGCGAGCAGGCGAGUGAGCGGCGUUCUAUGGCUUGUGUCAACGUAGCUGCAUCUCUCUGCGAGUUAAGCUCUAGUCGAUCUUUGCGAAUUAGUCGGCCAUUGAAGGCAACUCGAUUUCUACCAGAACAGGAAAUAGCGCUGGGGCCAGCGUGCUGGCUUUGGGAUUACUUGCGUCGCAGUGGAGCUUCAGGUUACUUGCUCCCACUCUCUGGUGGUGCUGAUAGCUCGGCAGUGGCUGCAAUAGUUGGCUCCAUGUGUCAGCUUGUUAUCAAAGCUAUUCACGAAAACGAUAAACGAGUCUUGACUGAUGCGAGGAGGAUAGGAAACUAUAAACCCGAUGAAGAACCAGCCGAUUCUCAAGAGUUCGCUAGCAGGAUCUUCUACACAGUGUACAUGGCUUCACAAAACAGCUCUACAGAAACGCAAAGCAGGGCACAGCAGCUAGCUAGAGAGAUCGGCUCCAACCACUGGAACUUGAAGAUCGAUAUGGUCGUGAACGCGCUCAUCUCUCUCUUUUGUGGCUUGACGGGAAGAAUUCCGCGGUACAAGGUGGACUCUGGUACUCCAGUCGAGAAUCUAGCACUACAAAAUCUGCAAGCCAGAGUCCGGAUGGUGAUAUCAUACAUGCUAGCCUCGUUGCUUCCAUGGGUCGGAAGAAAGAAAGGAUUCCUUCUCGUGCUCGGCAGUUCUAAUGCCGAUGAAAGCAUCCGAGGAUACAUGACCAAGUAUGACUGCAGCUCCGCGGAUAUAAAUCCCAUAGGUGGUAUUAGCAAAAGAGACUUGCGAGCAUUCCUUCGCUGGGGAGCACAAAAACUUGGCUUCCCUGUUCUUGCUCAAGUGGAAGCUGCUCCACCAACGGCGGAGCUGGAGCCGAGCAGCGAUGGAUACAAACAGACGGACGAAGAGGACAUGGGGAUGACUUACGAUGAACUUAACAGUUUUUCUCGUCUGCGAAAAGUCGACAGGCUUGGGCCCGUCGCAAUGUUCCAGAGAUUGUGCCAAGAGUGGAAUGGACUCCACCAUAAGCAAGUUGCGAACAAGGUGAAGGAUUUUUUCCGCUACUAUUCCAUCAACAGGCACAAGAUGACGACUCUAACGCCAAGUUACCACGCGGAGAGCUACUCUCCCGACGACAAUCGUUUCGAUCAGCGCCAGUUUUUGUACGACUCGAGCUGGUCGCGGCAGUUCAUGAAAAUCGACGAGCUGGUAGCGAAAAUGAAGAACGAAACUCCGCUUUGAUACGCUCGUUUCAUCUUCUCGAGGCCUUGUAAAUGCUUUCCAUCAACACGCAAGCUGCCGCGUCCAUUUCACCCAA